Molecule: messenger RNA, 1323 nt
Organism: Nicotiana tabacum (common tobacco)
Lineage: Eukaryota; Viridiplantae; Streptophyta; Magnoliopsida; Solanales; Solanaceae
Biological process (GO): regulation of secondary shoot formation
Cellular component (GO): nucleus
Molecular function (GO): DNA-binding transcription factor activity; sequence-specific DNA binding
Source: RefSeq, a predicted model, not a curated record
UUAAAAGUCAAUAACUAGAAGAAAUCAAGAAGAAAAUUACUUCAAAUCUGGUUUCUCCAAUGAAUCAUCAACUUCAAGUAUCAGAUAAAGAAGACAAAUCCUCAUCAUCAGAAGAAGAGGAAGAAGAAGAAAAAGAAAAGGAAGAGGAUUUUUUUCAAGAAAAUAUCCUCCAAAUUCAUUACCAAAACCAGCAUUUCCACCAAUUCUACCAAAAACAAACAGAUUCCCACUACGCAAAAUGGGCUAAUUUCACUUCCCCUGCUUUAGUCCCAAAGCACCAAAAUAACACACAAUGUCCAAGUUACAAAGAAGAAAUCAAGAAAGUAUCACCAAAAAAGAAGCCAAAGAGAACCAACACAGAUGUGAUAGAAGUCCACAGAAGCCGCAUUGUCCGAGCUACAGGACGAAAAGACCGGCACAGCAAGGUUUCAACAGCUAGCGGCCCGAGGGACAGGCGAGUGAGGCUCUCACCAAACACUGCAAUUCAAUUUUAUGAUGUCCAAGAUCGACUUGGCUAUGACCGUCCAAGUAAGGCGAUCGAUUGGCUAAUUAAAAAAGCUAAAGCUGCAAUUGAUGCACUUGAAAAUAAUCCCUUUCAAGUGUUUUCCAGACAGAUUGACUCGACAAAUAAAGCAUUGAAUUGGCGAACAAUAAAUGUUGAAAACGAAGAAGGCCAAUUUGCUCUUGACCAGAGUCCAAAAGUUAGUCAAGAAUAUAGUGACAUUCCAAAAUAUGAAUGUGGAGUUCAGAAUGACAGCCCAAUUGGGAAUUUGAGCUUGCUUUCAUCAGCUAAUGACCCCAAGAUUCAAUUUGUAAGUGAUUUUCAGAGAUACCAACAAGGCCAUUUUCACUCAGAUACCAAAAAGCAAGCUCAAGACAGCCUUUUCAAUUUCCAGUCAUCCCAAGAUCAGUCCAUUCUUUCUUCAAACAACAAUUUAGAGUUAAGAGAGGAUUCAACAUUCAGCUUUUUAUCACAUAACUUCCCCUCAGUUUUAGGCCAAAACCAGCUGUUUUAUCAGAGGGAAUCCCUUCAGUCCAGUGCUUUUAGUGUUCCAUUGAACACACAGUUUCAGACUGUUUCUUAUGCUAACAAUGGAUUUGUCAAUGAAGAAGAGGAACAUGGUACAUUUUCCACUCCUUCAGCCAUUAAUGCAACUACACUUCUACAUUAUCAAGAUUAGCUUUUCACCAAGUCCAUUUCCUGCAUUAUUACAUUUCUUGGAGCUGAAAUAUUUGUGAGUAAGAUGUUAUGUAUAAUUCCUAUUAUAGAAAGGAAAUAUUUCAGGGUACAUCUUAUCAGUCUCGUCAAUGCAAAGUCGUUGU